Lasiodiplodia theobromae is the source of this 1839-nucleotide messenger RNA. RefSeq names its product Endonuclease/exonuclease/phosphatase. NCBI's taxonomy places the organism in Eukaryota, Fungi, Ascomycota, Dothideomycetes, Botryosphaeriales, Botryosphaeriaceae. The record is from RefSeq and is a predicted model, not a curated record. Gene Ontology annotation, molecular function: catalytic activity. Bases 1 to 1839 code for a protein of 612 amino acids. The transcript is spliced from 2 exons.
AUGUGGACUUCUCCCGCCAUUUCCUGGGCCGCGGCGACGCUGCUGUUCCUGCGCGCAGCGUCUGCCGUCACAAUCAGUCAGAUCAAUGGCGAAGCCUUCAUCUCGCCCUUCAAAGGCCAAUCCGUGACCAACGUGACGGGCAUCGUCACCGCCAAAGGACCCUCGGGCAUCUGGAUCCGCUCGGCGAUUGCCUCGGCGAGCGUCGGCUCCGACUCCAUCUACGUCUUCUCCAGCGCCGUCGGCGCCAACCUCACCGUCGGCGACGAGAUCACGCUGGAUGCCACCGUCGCAGAGUACCGCUCCUCGUCGGCGUACCUCUAUCUCACCGAGUUGUCCUCGCCCAAGAAUGUUGUCAUUGUCUCCUCAGGCAAUGCCGUCGAGCCCCUGGUCAUCGGCAGCGGUGGUUUGACGCCGCCGACGGAGCAGUUCUCGGGUUUGGAUAAUGGCGAUGUGUUCGCGGUGCCGAACAAUGAGAGCCAGAUAUCCGUGGCCAACCCCACGCUGCAGCCGGACGUGUACGGAAUGGAUUUUUGGGAGAGCCUAUGCGGUGAGCUGGUGGCGAUUGAAGCGCCAGUGGCCUUGGCGAAGCCAAACUCCUAUGACGAAGUGUGGGUGAGGGGAAAUUGGACGGUAACAGGGUUGAAUGGGAGGGGCGGGUUGACCAUGACCGACGCUGAUGCCAAUCCCGAGGCCAUCAUGAUUGGUGACCCCCUGGACGGAACAACCAACCCGGCCACCAUCAAGCUGGGAGACACCCUUGAAGACAUCACCGGAGUCGUUACGUAUGCCUUUGGGUUCUACUAUAUCCUGCCCACCACUGCGCUCGCCGUUCUCAGUUCCCCCGAGCCUGCUCUCCCGCCGGCAACCGCCCUAACCUCCAGCGGCGACUGCUCUGGCCUGACGUUCGGCUCGUACAACGUCGAGAACCUCUCGCCCAGCUCGUCGCACCUCGCCGCCGUCGCCGAGCACAUUGUGUCCUACCUGAACUCGCCGGACCUGCUCUUUAUCCAAGAAGUCCAGGACGACACAGGCGCCACCGACGACGGCACCGUCAGCUCCAACGGCACCCUCUCCGCGCUCGCCGCCGCCAUCGCCGCCGCCGGCGGCCCGGACUCGUACGCCUUCGUCGCCAUCGACCCCGUCGACGGCGCCGACGGCGGCCAGCCCGGCGGCAACAUCCGCGUCGCCUACCUCUACGACCCGGCCAAGCUGGCGCUGCUCAACCCCAACCCGGGCAACGCGACGCAGGCCACCGAGGUGCUGUCGGCCACCGAGCUGUCCUUCAACCCGGGCCGAGUCGACCCGGCCAACACCGCAGCGUGGAGCAACAGCCGCAAGCCGCUGGCCGCCCUGUGGCAGACGCUCGGCGGCGACGGCGCCGGCCGCCUGUGGACCGUCAAUGUGCACUGGGCCAGCAAGGGCGGCUCGAGCAGCCUCGAGGGCGACGCCAGACCGCCCGCCAACGGCGGCGUCGACGUGCGCGCCGCCCAGGCCGACGCCACGGCCGCCUUCGUCGCGAGCGUGCUCGACGUCGACCCUGACGCCCAUGUCGUGGUGGCCGGCGAUUUCAACGAGUUUGCAUUCGUGGACCCGGUCCAGAAGUUUAUGGCGGCGAGCGGCUUGAGCGAUGCGGACGUCGCGGCCGGCGUGGAAGAGGUGGAGCGGUAUACGUAUUUGUAUGACAUGAACUGUCAGCAGCUGGACCAUGUAUUCGUGAGUGAGGCGUUGGUCGGGAAGGGGCUGGAGUAUGAGCAUAUUCAUGUGAAUACGUGGGCAGAUGAAGAGGGGAUGGUGAGUGAUCACGAUCCGAGUGUAGGCAGGGUGGAUGUGUGUGUUUGA